AAUAAUGAAGGUGGCUGCGGCGCGGCGGCAGACUCAGCAGUGCCGGGCGGGGGCGGCGUCGAGGCUGUGCCUGUAGGAGCUCGGGGCCGCCGCGGCGCGAUGGGGACCCGGCGCGGGGAGUGAGGUGGCGGCGGCGGCGGCGGCGAGCGGAACUUUAGCCAGAGGGGAUCUCCCGCUUCCCCCUCUGGCUCGGCGGCUUCCACCUGCGGCCCCUCGGCUCCCGCGUCCCGCGGGCCCGGGACGGCGACGGCCGGGGCAUGUGGUGCUGGAUCCGGCGGCAGCUGGGUUUUGACCCACCACAUCAAAGUGACUCAAGAACCAUUUACAUAGCCAACAGGUUUCCUCAGAGUGGCCUUUACACACCUCAGAAAUUUAUAGAUAACCGGAUCAUUUCAUCUAAGUAUACUGUGUGGAAUUUUGUUCCAAAAACUUUAUUUGAACAAUUCAGAAGAGUUGCAAACUUUUAUUUUCUUAUUAUAUUUUUGGUUCAGCUUAUGAUUGAUACACCUACCAGUCCAAUUACCAGUGGACUUCCGUUAUUCUUUGUGAUAACAGUAACCGCCAUAAAGCAGGGAUAUGAAGAUUGGUUACGACAUAACUCAGAUAAUGAAGUAAAUGGAGCUCCUGUUUAUGUUGUUCGAAGUGGUGGCCUUGUAAAAACCAGAUCAAAAAACAUUCGGGUGGGUGAUAUUGUUCGAGUAGCCAAAGAUGAAAUUUUCCCUGCAGAUUUGGUGCUUCUGUCCUCAGAUCGACUUGAUGGUUCUUGUCACGUUACAACUGCCAGUUUAGAUGGAGAAACUAACCUGAAGACACAUGUGGCAGUUCCAGAAACAGCAGUAUUACAAACAGUUGCCAGUUUGGACACUCUUGAAGCUGUCAUAGAAUGUCACCAGCCAGAAGCAGAUUUGUACAGAUUCAUGGGACGGAUGAUAAUAACUCAAAGAAUGGAAGAAAUUGUAAGACCUCUGGGGCCAGAGAGUCUCUUGCUUCGUGGAGCCAGACUGAAAAACACAAAAGAAAUUUUUGGUGUUGCUGUCUACACUGGAAUGGAAACUAAGAUGGCAUUAAAUUACAAGAGCAAGUCACAGAAACGAUCUGCAGUGGAAAAGUCAAUGAACACAUUUUUGAUCAUUUAUCUCAUAAUCCUUAUUGCUGAAGCCAUCAUCAGUACUAUCUUGAAAUAUACAUGGCAAGCUGAAGAAAAAUGGGAUGAACCUUGGUAUAACCAAAAAACAGAACAUCAAAGAAAUAGUAGUAAGAUUCUGAGAUUUAUUUCAGACUUCCUUGCUUUUUUGGUACUCUACAAUUUCAUCAUUCCAAUUUCAUUAUACGUGACAGUAGAAAUGCAGAAAUUUCUUGGAUCGUUUUUUAUUGGCUGGGAUCUUGAUCUCUAUCAUGAAGAAUCAGAUCAGAAAGCACAAGUCAAUACUUCUGAUCUGAAUGAAGAGCUUGGACAGGUGGAGUAUGUGUUUACAGAUAAAACUGGUACACUGACGGAAAAUGAGAUGCAGUUUCGGGAAUGUUCAAUUAAUGGCAUAAAGUACCAAGAAAUCAAUGGUAGACUUGUAUCUGAAGGACCAUCACCAGACUCUUCAGAAGGAAACUUAUCUUAUCUUAGUAGUUUACCCCAUCUUAAUAACUUAUCCCAUUUUACAACCAGUUCCUCUUUUGGAAGCAGUCCUGAAAAUGAAACUGAACUAAUUAAAAAACAUGAUCUCUUCUUUAAAGCAGUCAGUCUCUGUCACACUGUACAGAUUAGCAGUGUUCAGACUGAUGGCAUUGGUGAUGGUCCUUGGCAAUCGAACCUUGCACCCUCCCAGUUAGAGUACUAUGCAUCUUCACCAGAUGAAAAAGCACUAGUGGAAGCUGCUGCAAGAAUUGGCGUUGUGUUUAUUGGCAGUUCUGAAGAAACUGUGGAAGUUAAAACACUUGGAAAACUGGAACGGUACAAACUACUUCAUGUUCUGGAAUUUGAUUCGGAUCGUAGGAGAAUGAGUGUUAUUGUUCAGGCACCUUCAGGUGAGAAGUUUUUAUUUGCUAAAGGAGCUGAGUCAUCAAUUCUCCCUAAAUGUAUAGGUGGAGAAAUAGAAAAAACCAGAAUUCAUGUAGAUGAAUUUGCUUUGAAAGGGCUAAGAACUCUGUGUAUGGCCUAUAGACAGUUGACAUCUAAAGAGUAUGAGGAAAUAGACAGACGCCUCUUUGAAGCCAGGACUGCCUUGCAACAACAGGAAGAGAAAUUGGCACAUGUCUUCCAGUUCAUAGAGAAAGACCUGAUAUUACUUGGAGCUACAGCAGUAGAAGACAGACUACAAGAUAAAGUUCGAGAAACUAUUGAAGCGUUGAGAAUGGCUGGUAUCAAAGUAUGGGUGCUUACUGGAGAUAAACAUGAAACAGCUGUUAGUGUGAGUUUAUCAUGUGGACAUUUUCACAGAACCAUGAACAUUCUCGAACUUACAAACCAGAAAUCAGACAGCGAUUGUGCUGAACAAUUGAGGCAGCUUGCCAGAAGAAUUAAAGAGGAUCACGUGAUUCAACAUGGCCUCGUGGUGGAUGGGACCAGCCUCUCUCUUGCACUCAGGGAGCAUGAAAAACUAUUUAUGGAUGUUUGCAGAAAUUGUUCAGCUGUAUUAUGCUGUCGUAUGGCACCACUGCAGAAAGCAAAGGUAAUAAGACUGAUAAAAGUCUCACCUGAGAAACCUAUAACAUUGGCUGUUGGUGAUGGUGCUAAUGACGUAAGCAUGAUACAAGAAGCACAUGUUGGCAUAGGAAUCAUGGGUAAAGAAGGAAGACAAGCUGCAAGAAACAGUGACUAUGCAAUAGCUAGAUUUAAAUUCCUCUCCAAAUUGCUUUUUGUUCAUGGUCAUUUUUAUUAUAUUAGAAUAGCUACCCUUGUACAGUAUUUUUUUUAUAAGAAUGUGUGCUUUAUCACACCCCAAUUUUUAUAUCAGUUCUACUGUUUGUUUUCUCAGCAAACACUGUAUGACAGCGUGUACCUGACUUUAUACAAUAUUUGUUUUACUUCCCUACCUAUUCUGACAUAUAGUCUAUUGGAACAGCAUAUAGACCCUCACGUUUUACAGAACAAGCCCACCCUGUAUCGAGACAUUAGUAAAAACCGUCAACUAAGCAUUAAAACAUUUCUUUAUUGGACCAUCCUGGGUUUCAGUCAUGCCUUUAUUUUCUUUUUUGGAUCCUAUUUUCUAAUGGAGAAAAAUAUAUCUCUGCUUGGAAAUGGCCAGAUGUUUGGAAACUGGACAUUUGGCACCUUAGUCUUCACAGUCAUGGUUAUUACAGUCACAGUAAAGAUGGCUUUGGAAACUCAUUUUUGGACUUGGAUCAACCAUCUUGUUACCUGGGGAUCUAUUAUAUUCUAUUUUGUAUUUUCUUUGUUUUAUGGAGGGAUUCUCUGGCCAUUUUUGAGCUCCCAAAAUAUGUACUUUGUAUUUAUUCAGCUCCUAUCAAGUGGUUCUGCUUGGUUUGCCAUAAUCCUCAUGGUUGUUACUUGUCUAUUUCUUGAUAUUGUGAAGAAAGUAUUUGACCGACUGCUCCAUCCUACAAAUACUGAAAAGGCACAGAUGUACUCCAACACAGUUGCUUUAAGUGACGAGUUCAUCGCACUGCAGCCAUUGUCGAGGGCAAGGAAUCAGCUGAGCAAAAUUAGCUUGCUGAAACAAAUUCAAGUAUCAAGUGCUUGGACUCCAUGUGCUGUUUCUCAGAAGGAGAAACAGUGUGCGCAUCUGUUGGAAGAAUGCUGGAACGAGUAAUAGGAAGAUGUAGUCCGACCCAUGUCAGCAGAUUAUGGAGUGCAUCGGAUCCUUUCUGUAGCAACGACAGGAGCAUCUUGACUCUCUCCACAAUGGAAUCAUCCACUUGUUAAAGUGGCAGUAGUACUUUGUGGGAGCCAUUUCAACUCCUUUCCUCAAAUUCAGCAUGAUCAUCCUGGUAAUGGCCGUGCUGGCUCCUCAGAUUUGCUUUCUGAAAUCUCGGGGAGUAGUUCACACCCACUCAGUUAUAAUGGCAAACAAACAAAAAGCAUUAACACAAGCCCCUUCCAGCCCCCUUAAUUUAAAUCUAAACAUGUUAAAAUUUUUGAAUAAAGAGACAUUUUCCAUCUCUUUGUCUGGAUUGUCCCUUGUGCUUAUGGGACUCUUUAAUGGCAUUUCAGCCUCUUGCUAAGGCCACUAUAUUUUAAUAUCAAGAUAGACAAGGGAGAUAAUUCCUAGUUAAUUGUAUUUUUUAGUAUUAGCUUGGUUAUUGAGUGUUCUAUUUAAAUCUGCUUCUGUAAAUUAUGCUGAAAAGUUUGCCUUGAAAACUCUAUUUUUUUAUUAGAGUUAUAUUUGAAGCUUUUCAUGAGAAAAGUUAAUGUGAAUAGUAAGGAAUUUUGGUCUCUCAGUGACCUAUGUUGUUAAUUCAUUAAUGCUUUCUAAGUUCACAGAGCAAAUUAGGAGAAUGCGUUUCCAACCGUUUUUUCCUGCACUUUGGUAGUAAAUACAUAGGAAUACCAGACUUCUCUCUGUGUACUGUAGCACAACCAGUAAAGUUAACCAUUUACAUGCAAGCGGUGUACCAUAUCUCAUAUCUGUAAACUGGAAUCAAGUCCAUUCGCCAAAUUUCAAUAUGAUGUUUACUAAUAUUUUUGUGACAGAAUAUGAAGAACCGUUAGGGUGUAAAUUAUAUACCAUUAGCAUAUUAUUAUUUAAUGUGUUUAUCAUUGGAUCUUUUGCAUGCUUUAAUCUGAUUAAUAUAUUUCUAUUUGCUUUUUUUCUCUCUAUCUGAAAGCUCUGUUUAUAGUAUUUUAUGACACUGUUGUAAAGUUCAACUGUAUCAAUAAAAGGAAAAUUUGGACAGGAUUUAAAUAUUGCAAAUACUUUUAAUUAUACAAAUAAAAAUAUUAGCGUAAUUAAGCCAAUAAAAAGAGAAAAGCCUCUUUCUUUGGCUAACUUAGACUUGCUCUUGCCUUUCUUUAAGCUAGAUUUUAGAAUAAAGGAUUUUAGGUGAGAAUCCUGUUAUUUUUAGGUUAGUAUACAUUAUCCAAAUUACAGCAUACCACCACAGUAAAGUGAAAUUUGCCCGGUGUCCAAUUAUAAGGUAUAUUUUCAGGUGUGGCUAUAGGAUGUAAAUGAAACAAAGGCUAAAAUGCUAAAUUUUGUGAGGUAAUGGCAGCAAUAAAUUAAAUGCUAAGAAUGAUUAAUCAGGUACAUAUUACUGUAAUUAACUUACUGCACUUUAGUAGUUAAUUUCCAUCCUGAAUUUAUCAUGUCGAUCCAGUGUUGUCAUUUGUUUUGACAAAAAGUAAUGUUGUUUACAUUUGGAAAUUUGGAGAUGAUUAUUGGUCUAAGAACUAUUACCCAGCCCUAGGCAUAUAAUGAUUGUGUACAUAUACAUUUAAAAUUAUAUGGAAUGGUUAACUAAGGUUUUGCAAAAGUUUUGUCUUGAGAAUAUGCUAAUUCCUUUUUAUAUUUUUAUUGCACAAACCUCCACCCCUUUCCCGUUUCAUGAAUAUGAGACUUCUGGAAUUGGGCUGAUGAGAAAAUAAUGUAGAGUCAACAGUUAAGAUUUUACUUUUGUUCACUGAUAAACUUAUUUUUUUGCAAGAUAACAUUUGCCUUUUAAUAAUGCAAAGCUAUGAAUUUUAGCCUAAAUAUUAAUUUUCAUAAAUAGUUCUGCUUUAACUUAGAUAUUCCAAAAUUGGGUUUAGGAAGAUACUGUUAUUCUGGAAAUACACUCAAGGGAUAAUAAAAUGUCCAGUGUAUAUACUCACCAAUUCAUGCUCCAGAAGAGGAAAUACUGCAGAAAAUAUUCAGUAGAGAGUUUAGUGGACUUUGCUUUUUCUUAGAAUGUCUUAUAAAGUGUUCAUAUAACAAAAUGACGUUCAGUAGACCAACGUUCAGUACAUCAACCUUACAGUGUUUAUUAGCCAUCAGCUAAACCGACUACUGACACUAGAGAAGGACUACAAAGCCAUCAAGAGGUCUCUGACCAACUUCAGCAAGACAGGAGGACAGCUGGCCUGUAUGGCGCUUAAAUGAUUGAUGUCGUUUUCCGUGUUCACGAUUUGAAGCUAUUUAAGAACUUUAUAUAAAAAAAAGUAAAUGGCAUCCACUGAUAUGGUCAUCCUCCUCUGUUGUUCAAAACCUACUCCAUUAAAAGGAAGAUGAUCUUGUAAUGGCAAGAAAAGGAUUUUCUCCUAUUUAAAAAAGGAACAGUGUUGUCUACAAGCUUUCAAUAGUUUUCUAGUGCUAAUAUUCAUGUUGUAAAACGAUUACUACAUAACCAGUAGUCACAGGAAAUUUCCUCUUUGCAUAUUUCUUUAAAAUCCUCUGAAAAGUACGAUGUUGAUAAUUAACUUACUCUUAUCUGCCAAAACCAGAGUAAGAUGUCACAUGUGUUAUUGCUAGUUAAUUAAUGGUCUCAAAUCUAUUUGCCUCACUUGCUUGCCUUUGCCUACUCUGAAGGCUGCAGCCCUAAAGAUAGCAAGCACCAAGUCAGUUUCCAGAAUUGCCCAUCAGCUGCUUUAGGUGACUUCACAGCCUGCCACAGCUUUAGCAGGCCUUAGGAUCACCUAGGAGCAGAGUGCAGGCCAGGAGAACUGCAGCUUCCCACGCUUCCUGUGGAGUUGAGAAGAAAAAGGGAGAGUUUACAGGUUGAAUUUCUCUUAACUACCCUUUUCCUUGGGUCUUAAUCUCCAUGAUGUCCAAAGGCUUCCCUCACCGGAUCCAAACUCUGGCACUGUCUGAGUAGGAGAUUAAAAAGAGGCAAGUCACCUUGUUAAGAAAUACCUUCACUCAGGCCAGGGUCAUUUCCACUGCCUAAGAUUGUGAAAUUGGGCUUGCGUGAUAAGCUGGAGACUCCUCUCUGAUAGAUGGGAGUCAUGACUACUAAAAAAUUUACAAUUAAUACCAAAAGUUUUUCACAUAUGCUUCUCUGAAAAGUUAUUGGGGGACGGGGGAAAAGAGAAAAUCUUCCGUGUUUGUGGUUUUCCUGUAAAGAUAGAUUUAGGAUAUGACAUAAGCAUGUAUUAAUAAAACUAACACACCAAAGAGUUAUGUAAAACAUGUUUUAUUAAUUUUGGUCCCCCUUUAGAGACAUUUUUAUUUCUGUCUUGAAAUGAGUGAUCUAUAUUCAUAAAAACAGAACAUUAUAAAGUGCUGUUUAUGUGAGAUAACUUGAGUGAUAUUCCUUCAAAAAAUAGAUCAUAACUAAUGAUAUGUUUGUAAUGGUGAUUGUUAGAUUUUAUUAGUAGCUGGAAAUACUGUAGCAACACUUAGUCUGAAAUUUGGACCUCAGACACUGUGGCUGUCUAAUACAAUCCUUUAAAAAUUCUGUGCAUCUUCAGUAAGUGCAGUAUACUUCUUGUACAGCUCUCAGUAAUUUUUUAAAGUUUAUGAAAUUAUAUUUAUCAAAUAAAAAUGUUUCUAUAUAAAUAAGUGUUUUUCCAUUAUUUAGGCAUUGUAAGCCUCUCUGCUCAUCAUAACCAGCACUGCCAAAUUUGUUUUGAGUUAAAUUUUAUUAUAUUUAUCCUCCAUUUAUAGUAUAGGAAUGCCAUUAUGCCUUUUGCUGACUGCAAUUUUCAAAAAUCUAGCAGUUCUUUGUUAAGUCAGGUUAUAUAGAUCAUCAGUACAGUUCCUGAAAGGGGUCUGAUAGAAAUGUACCAACUGUGAAGACCAACACACUUCAACUAAAAAUUGCAUCAUUCAUGAAAAGCCAGCCAGUGUGAAUUUGGAAAUGCCUUGGUCCAUAGAAAAUAUGUGCUUUCUUUAAAAUAUACCUGACAUAAUGUAUAUAUAUAAAAUAUUCUAACCUCCUGUUGAUAAUCAUUAUUCCUAAUGCUUCCUCACUUGCCAGUUUAAACACACAUAAUUGUUUAUGUUUAUUAAAAAGAUAUGCUGUUGUCUUUGCCCAAGUAUUAGUAUUUACAAAGAAUGACAAUGUGUGAUACAUGUAAUGUAUUUUUAUUUCUGGAAUUAGAAUAUGAUCCCAGACAAGUCAAUUUAGGCAUCUGUUUUUAUUUGAGAAGGAGUUGAGGAUUUGCACUAUCUUUAGGAUAACCCCUCAGUCGUUAACUUUUGUUAUACUACAUGAUGAAUCAUGUUCUCAGUAAGAAAUUUAGGACAAAAACAUAAAAUUUUAUGAACAGCAUUUCACCAGAAAAUUUAGUGAAUUCUUUAAAAACUAUUCCAGUUUUAUUAUGAAGAGCUAACUGACUGACGAAGCUACUAUAAAUGGAGAAAAGUCCACGUGUCCUUGAAUGGUGCUUUUUGGGGGUGGCAGAGGGCCCUCUGAUACAUCCGAUUUUUAAUACUAAUUGUUUAAGGUAAAAUGGUAUAUAUAUUCAAGUAAAAUUUAUAGACAUUGAAGUGCAUAGAUUUUAGGAUUACAUUUUAUCACUUUUGACAAAUCUAUAUGUCUGUGUAAUCUGUACCCCAGACCAGAUGAACCUUUCCAUCGUCCCAGAAAGUUUCUUUGCUCUGCUUUCCAGUGAAUUUAUGCCUCCCUUCCAUUUUUCUGUUUUCUGUUGUCAUAGGUUAAUUUUACUUCUUAUUGAAUUUCAUGUAAAUGGAAUUAUACAGUGUGUUCACUUUGGCAUCAGGCCUCUUGCUCAAAAUGAGAGAGUCAUGCAUGUUGUUGCAUAUAUCUAUAGUUUGUUUCUUUUUGUUACUCAGUAGUGUUCCAUUUCAUGAACAUCCCACAAUUUAUCCUUUCUCUUGUUUAUGGAUAUUUGGGUUAUUUACAGUUCAGGGUGAUUAUAAAUUGUUAUUAUGAACAUUCUUUGUAGACAUGUUUUCAUUUCUCUUAUGAAGUAACUAGUAGAAUUGCUGCGUCAUAAGUUAGGUUUAUUUUUAAUUGUAUAAGAACCUGCCAAAAGUUUUCCAAAGUGAUUGUGCCGUUUUAUGUGCAUUUGUGUGCAAUUAUGAGAGAGAGUACUAUUAUACCUCAUUAUGAUUUUUAAUUUGCAUGAUGACUAAUGAUGUUUAACUCCUUUUCAUAUGCUUAUUGGCAAAUUUAUCUCUUUGUCCUGAAAUGUCUGUUCAAGUCCCUGGCCGUUUUUUCAUUAGACUGCUUGUCUCAUUAUAGAUUGCUUAGAAUCCUUUAUAUAAAGAUCUAAGUCCUUUAUCAGAUGUGUGUAUUGUUGGCAUUUUCUCCUAGGCUGUGGUUUGCCUGUAUAUUUUCUUAAUGGUGACUUUUACGAGCAAAAGUGCAUUUAUUUUGAUGAAGUCCGAUUUUAUUUUCCUUUAUGGUGAUGUGCUUUUUGUGUUUUGUGUAAAAUAUCCUUGUCAGCCCCAAGGUCAUGAAGAUAUUUCCCUAUGUUUUUCUAAAAGCGUUAUAGUCUCAACUUUCCCGUUUUAAGUCUAUGAUCCAUCUCAAAUUUAUUUGUAUGUAUGGCAUGAGGCAAGGAUUCAGGAUAUUCCUUCCUCCUAAUCCUUCUAUAAGGGUAUAUUUUGUUUAGCUCCAUUUGUUGAAAAUAUUCUCCAUUUCCAUUGAAUUUUGUGCCUCUGUUUGAAAUUUAUUGACUGUAUAAACGUGGGUCUGUUUCUGGACCCUCUGUUCUGUUCUAUUCAUUUAUCUUUACACCAGCAGCUCACUGUCUUGAUUACUAUAGCUCUAUACUUAGCUUUGAAAUCAGGUAAUGUAAGUCCUCCAACUCUGUUGUCAAGAUCGUUCUGGCUGUCCUAGUUCCUUUGCAUUUCCGUAUAAAUUUCAGAAUCAGCUGAUCAGUUUCUAAAAAGAAAAAAUCCUGAUAUGAUUUUGAUUUGGAUUGCUCUGAAUCUGUAGAUCAAUUUGGAAAUAACUGACAUCUUAACAAUUUUGAGUCUUCUAAUCCAUGAACAUGAUAUAUCCCUCCGUUUAUUUUAGGUCUUCUUUAAUUUCUCUCAGGAAUGUUUUAUAGUCUUCAGUGUAGACAUCUUGUAAACCUUUGUUAAACUCCUAAAAUUUUUAUGGUUUUUGAUGCUAUGGUAAGUGGAAUUUUUUUAAAUUUAUUUUUUAAUUACUCGUUACUAGAAUACAGAAAUGCAGUUAAUUUUUGUAGUUUUGACUUUGUAACCCUUCAACCUUGCUAAAUUCAUUCAAUUCUAGUAUUCUUUUUUACUUUUGUGUAGAAUCUUCUCGCUUUUCCCAUACACAGUCAUGUCAUCCGAGAAUAAAAGGUUUCAAUUUUUUUUCCAAUCUUAUCUCUUUUUGCCUUUAUUGCACUGGCUAGAACGUCCUUUACAAUGUUAAAUAGGCAUGGUGAGAACCAUGAAUAGAUGUUGAAUUUUGAAAAUGCUUUUUCUCUGUUUAUCAAGAUGAUCGUAUUGUUUUUUAUGUUUUAGUUUGGUAAUGUGGUGAAUUAUCUUGUUGAUUUUCAAAUGUUAAACCAACUUUACAUCCCUGAAAUAAAUCUCACUUGAUUAUGAUAUGUUA
Equus quagga is the source of this 10404-nucleotide messenger RNA. It is a transcript of the gene ATP11B, whose product is annotated as ATPase phospholipid transporting 11B (putative). NCBI's taxonomy places the organism in Eukaryota, Metazoa, Chordata, Mammalia, Perissodactyla, Equidae. Gene Ontology annotation, biological process: phospholipid translocation. The coding region runs from base 258 to 3764 and encodes 1168 amino acids. Gene Ontology annotation, cellular component: trans-Golgi network; recycling endosome; endoplasmic reticulum. The transcript is spliced from 31 exons. Gene Ontology annotation, molecular function: ATP binding; ATP hydrolysis activity; ATPase-coupled intramembrane lipid carrier activity. The record is from RefSeq and is a predicted model, not a curated record.